Molecule: messenger RNA, 2218 nt
Organism: Lepisosteus oculatus (spotted gar)
Lineage: Eukaryota; Metazoa; Chordata; Actinopteri; Semionotiformes; Lepisosteidae
Gene: cox20
Product: cytochrome c oxidase assembly factor COX20
Biological process (GO): mitochondrial respiratory chain complex IV assembly
Cellular component (GO): mitochondrion; mitochondrial inner membrane
Source: RefSeq, a predicted model, not a curated record
CUUUAAAUACGUUGGAAUUUGCGAUAGCAUCGAAAAGGGAGGAACUGUAUGACCGCAGAUAACGUCAAACCCGGUUGAUAUUGACUGACGGACCGCUGCGGUAUAUUCGUGUGAGUGGAGGUUAUGAAAGAGGACAAGAGAGAAAAGUAACAGAAAUUCGCGCAGAAAAAUAAAACUAUGGCAGGUGAGGGAGAGAAAGAAAAACAAAAAUCCUUCAAGCUCCUGGGGAUCCUGGACAUCCAGAACACUCCGUGUGCUCGGGAAGCAGUCCUGCAUGGCUCAGUCGGCUCACUCUUCUCUGGAUUGUCCCACUUUUUAGCAACAAGCAGAGUCAGGAGAUCCUUUGACAUUGGCGUAGCUGGCUUCAUGCUGAUAACUCUGGGAUCUUGGUUCUACUGCAGGUACAGCAACGCGAAGCUUCGUGUACAGCAGAGGCUCAUCCAGGAUGGCAUGAAGAACAAGGUCAUGUACGAAGGCACGAGCCUGGACCCGACCCGGAAGCAGAACGGCGAGGACAGGCGCAGCUCCUGACCUGGCCCCCACCCCUCUCGCACUGCCCGGAGAGCAGUUCCUGGUCCUCAACAAGCACAAGAGCCGCAUGGAGACGUGAGGUCCAUCUGCCACUAAUGUUCGGCAAAAUUUAUUUAUAUUGUGUCCGCAGACGUCAAUCGUGAGACAAAGCAUGUGGUAUUAAAUCCAUUUCAGGGGAACAAUUUCUUAACUUUUUUGGGCUGUUUUAUUGUCGGGUUUUAAGUGAUGUGUUUUCCUUCUAAAUUUGAAGGGCGAUGUUUAAAAAUAAAAAGACAAUUCUGUGACCAUAAAUCCAAGUCCUGUGGCAGUAAAUUGCUGCUCAGUAGUACGAGAUCAGGGGGUUCUGUAAAAGACAGUGGGUGACAUGAAAGGAUAAUGUGUUUAUAACCCAAUGUUUUAUAUUUCUUCUUCAUAUUUUGGAAAAGAAAGAGUGGUGUACCUGUAGAUCCUCAUGGGAAAUUAGUCAGAAUUUGAAUAUAUUAUUCUACCACUAGGUGACACUCUUGUCCAUGAUUGACAUUGUUCUUCUGAAAAGGUCUUUGACACGUAAAAAACAGUGCCAAACAGUUUUUGCCAAAGUGCCAAACAGUGCCCUCACACCUGAAGAGGCUCCAUGGCCGAAACGUUGUGUUCUCUUUCUUCUUCUUUUCAGCAUGGAAUAAACCUAUUAUUUGUUCCUUUGCACGUAAAACAGUACUGCUGAGAUACGUUCAGAUAUUCUUUUGUGUUUUCGAUUGUAUCGUUUUAUUUGAAAGAAAGAAACAACUCAGAAUCCUAAUGUUAACACGAUCACGUCUCUGGAAAGUGGCUUGUGACUGACUGCCGUAAGAGUGUACUGGCAGACAGUUCUCACCUGAAAGCUGGGACCCCCUGCAGAACAGCACCCUGCUGUCUUCAUGGGGCGGCGCUGAUUUGUGAUUUCUAGUGAAGGAGGAAGAGCGCUACUUAUUAGCUCAACAGCUGCAGGAUCACCACUGGCUCUCUAUCAGACCCCAGCUGUGCUGUCUGAGGUCAGCAGAGAUCAUGCUUCAGGGAGAGCUGACGGCUUGUGCAUUACUGCUGAGGUUAGAAAUACUACAGUAUAGAGGAGAUGCAUUGCAACAUGGUUUACAGUGAGGAAAAUCUUAUUUUAUUAAAAACCAUAUUUAUAUUACAGUAGAUAUAAACAUAGACCAGAAACGAACAUACACACAGACAGUAUAUUACAUAUAUCGUUUUUAAAGUACAGUAUAAAUACAAAAGGAAUAGCACUGGAAGAGAGAAGCCAAAGCACUGAAAGAAAGCUCAGCCAAAAGAGUGCCUUCUGCUGGCAGCCUUUUCAGUUUGUAUGUCAUUUUGAUGCAGUCAGUGUGGUUUGAUACCAUACGUUUUUAACACGUAAUUAGAUCUUAGUUCCACCUUUCUGCUGGUGACGAGUACGCCAGCGACUCCUGUGUUAAGUGCUGCUGUGCAGCAGGGUGGGUCAGUUGUGUUGCUCACACCAGUCCCUGGGCUGUUAUGUUGAUGGUGUGUCUAGCACGUGCUGCCCUGUGGACAACAGGUAACCUUUCAGAGAUUCCUUGCACCUGUGUGCUGUUAGAACCUGUGACCGGUGGUUGUAAAGGAUUUUUGAAGAGGAUUUUGUCUAUAUAUAUACACACACCUAAUGAGGAGUAUCUCACAAUAAUAAAGUUUAUUUAAACUUGAA